GCUUCUCCACUUAGGAAAAUGCUGAUGGCAAGCUGUGGAUUCCCAAAACUUUUUAUCCCAAAACUUGCUUCCUCCGUGAAAACUCAGAUACAUAGAGAGAAGCUGGAGCAGCACUAACUGUUAACCUCAGAUAUUAAGAUGAGCGCAGACACGGUGGAGCAGUCAGAAGCUCCAGCUGAACAGGCAGAGCGAAACGGCGUUGACUUCAGUCGACAGAUUUUCUACAGAAAAGACCCUAACCAAGAGUGUGAUCCAAAAGAAUACAUUUCCAAUAAGAUAAAGACAGAGGACAUCAACGAUUCACCUCAUUCAGCAUCUGCGCUGAAGACAUGUCACAUGACACAGAGCUCUCCAAUCCACGGAGGCCAGCUGAGUGGGGAGCUCACGUCCCUCCACCCCAUGCAGCAGCUGGUUCUGAUGCCGCCUGCUCACCUGUCGUCUCCCUCCCCCUUCCUGCUCUCCCAGACUCCCUCCAGCCACCAAGCUCUUCUGCAGCAGAACCUGCUGUCUCUUCCUAGCCAGAGUCAGACUAGUCUUCUUCAGCAUCAAGCUGGACUCGCUCUUGCUCCACAGGCCAUGAGUCGUUCCGGUCUGGCAGGACCAUCUUUAGAAAACCACAUGGACAUGUCCCAUCUGCAAAUGCCCAAACACCUGUCCGUACAAACACAGGAAGAACCGAGUGACCUGGAGGAGCUGGAACAGUUUGCCAAAGCCUUCAAACAGAGACGCAUCAAACUGGGCUUCACUCAGGGAGAUGUGGGCCUCGCGAUGGGAAAACUGUAUGGGAAUGAUUUCAGUCAGACCACAAUCUCUCGGUUUGAGGCUCUAAACCUGAGCUUCAAAAACAUGUGCAAGCUCAAACCUCUGCUGGAGAAAUGGUUGAGUGAUGCAGAGAACUCGCCCUCUGACACGAUGAGCACUUCCACCUCUCUGCCACCCCUGAUGGAGGGCUACGGACGCAAACGAAAAAAGAGAACAAGCAUUGAAACAAACAUUAAGCUGACUUUGGAGAAACGUUUCAUGGAUAACCCCAAGCCCAACUCAGAGGAGAUAACCCUCAUCUCAGAGCAGCUGGCCAUGGAGAAGGAGGUGGUCCGAGUCUGGUUCUGCAAUCGGCGUCAGAAAGAGAAGAGGAUUUACUGUCCCGUGGCUACUUUACCCAUCAAAUCUCACAGCUACAACUCCAGAAUGGCAUCAGCAUCCAGGCCCUACAGCCCUCUGGCCUCAGUUUCAACAAAUUCCUCUCCAAACAGCACGAGUCGUGAACCUUCUCCCAACAGUCUAUCUGCAGCCUCGGCCUCUCUGACCUCUCAGGUCAACCCAGCUUACAGCGCACCAGGGUCCUGGUACCGCUGGAAUACUGCUGCAUACCCUCACUGAGAAGCAUGAACUGUAUCAUAUGAAGUUUUUGAAUAUUGGUAUACGAGCAAUGAAGACAGAAUAACAAUGUCCCUGAUCCAAACAGGGUUGCAACUAGGGGCUAAACCCCAGGGGGACACAAAGCUGGACGUGGUAAACCCUGGAAAACAAGCAGAAGAGUGAAACUCACCACCUUUCACAAAACUCAAUUCAUCAUUCAUGGAAAUCCCAUCAGCCUGUUGAUUGAUUUGAACACGUGUGACUUUUUUUUUUUGAAGAUGAAGGAUACACACAUGAAAUCACACACUUUUUUU
Molecule: messenger RNA, 1673 nt
Organism: Cololabis saira (Pacific saury)
Lineage: Eukaryota; Metazoa; Chordata; Actinopteri; Beloniformes; Belonidae
Gene: pou2f3
Product: POU class 2 homeobox 3
Exons: 14
Coding region: 139-1380 (413 amino acids)
Biological process (GO): regulation of transcription by RNA polymerase II
Cellular component (GO): nucleus
Molecular function (GO): DNA-binding transcription factor activity, RNA polymerase II-specific; RNA polymerase II cis-regulatory region sequence-specific DNA binding
Source: RefSeq, a predicted model, not a curated record